UCUUUGUCGCGGGUUCGGCACCAUCCGCGCACGGUUCGCCCGCAAAAUCCGCCGAUACAGUUCGGCAGCGAACGCACGUGUGCGUUCAUCGCCCUAAAGCGUCGUUCCCGACGCCGAAGACAUCGGCCGGCCGACGGAUAUUCGAGGCAGCCAGUCGAGCGCGCGAGAACGAAGAUCACGACGAGGUCGCGAGAGGCGAGAAGACGAGAGGCCGCGACGUCGUCGCCGAGACUCGACGAGAGUUCCCCCGAUUUUUCGCGUUUCCGUGCGGCCGAGCUGGAGGGAACUUAAAAGCGCGGUUUCGAGUGAAAUCUAAAUAAAGAACUAUGCAGCGCGGCGGUUGAGGCGGGGCGCGGUGCCUCGCCAGGCGGAAUAUGUGAGAGUGAGUAAGAAUGGUACAGCGAGCCUCAUGCAGCAACGAGACGAGCGCAUCCCUCAAUGGCGUGCCGAGCAGCGAAGGGAGAACGUCCGGCGUGGACGCGGUGGUAGCGGCGGGUGCAGUGCUCGACGGUGAGACGGCCUCGCUGACACGCAGGUUCUCCUUGUUCAGGUGGUUCAAGCGGAGUCGCGAGCCAACCGUGGAGAAGCGACGGAGGCCGGAGGACGAUGGCGUCGUCCGACGACGCAGCGUCUACUCCAGCGUGGAGAGCGUAGACACCUUCUACAGCACCGCCACGGUCCGCAGCUUCGCCUUCCACUCGGGCACUCUGGGCCGUUGCGACGUGCUGUCCUUGGACAUCCUGAAGCAGGCGGCCGAGGUCGGCCCGUUCGCUGCCGGGGCCUCGAAGGUGUCCGCGGCUAACAAAGAGAACGCAGUCGCCUGCACGUUGCCGGCGAACGCGCACUCCAGGAGGCGAGAAGACAUCACCGCCCGGUACUCGCUGCAGCCGUCGACGACCUUCGGCUCGUGCGGGAAUUUCCCCUCGGGCUCGUCGCGGAGGUUCGACGAGCGCGCGAGAGAUCUCAACGCGCGGCGGAGGGUCCACGUCAAGGGGAAACGGAGAGCACCGAAUCCUCCCGGCGGCGCGCUGCUCAAGGUCGUCGAGGAGGUGAAUGUACGCGAGACGGCCAGAAGGCGAAAGCGACGAGCGCCGCGACCCCCGGAGAAAGCAGCGGAAAACGGGAUCAUCGAUGGAGGCAUGGACGUAGGAGGGAAAGACGAGGAGCAGUCGAUCAGCAACGACACGCUGGUGCUUCAAGGUGGCAUGCUGCUGUCGAAGAAAGAGGCUCGCGGGAGCGUCGCGAAGGACGUCGGCCCGUCCAACGUGGCGGUUCUUCAGGAAAGAGCCCAGAGCCCCGUCUCCCCUCUGAGCAUGCCGCGACCUUGGUACAAGCGCAGCGUCUUCGAGCACUCCGGCUCGUCCAAGAGGGGCGUCGUUCUCCGCAACCCCGCGACGUCCGUCGCGGUGAAGGAGGAGUGCGUAACCUCCUCGACGAGUUAUUCCGUCGACGCUUCCCUGUCGCGGCUGAACUUCUUCCAUCGCGGUGACGACCGGAUGCGCGAGGCCAAGCGAAAGUCCGGCCUGUCCAUUCUGACGAACAUCAGCGAGCUGGACAAAGAAGCGGCGGCGAUCGUUCAGGAGGAACAAGCGCGGGCUCGGGCGUCGAUGCUGCUGAAAACGACGACGCUCGCCGACGCCUUCGAGAAGAGGAACGACGUCAACGAGGAGAUCGUCCAAGACAUGGUCACUUCGGCGAUCGAGGGCUCGUCGCCCCGACGAGGCACCCGCGCGCUCAUCUCCAAGUUCAACGCCAUCAGCAAUAUCACCAAGGUCACGGUCAACGCGAACUUCUUCGCUAGGAGGGACCAGCCAGGUUUCAAGUUCGAAGAUAGAGACGCGGCGAGGAACAGCGGAUUCGAGCGCGUCGGGGACUGGAGGGAGCAGAGACUUCCGACCCAGCGGGAUCUCAGGCAAAGCGUCCGUGUCGAUAAAGAUAUAUCUAGGUACUUCUUGCCGCAGCAGCGAACGCCGAGGAAUAACAUUGAGUCGACCCACGUGGAUGUUAAGGCGGUAAACGUCAAGACGGGCUCGAGUAAGGAGCGGAACGAUCAAUUGGUGAGGGAUACGUCCAGUAGAAUAUCGCUUUUGCAAAGCCAGCUUGCGGCGAAUCGCAUGAGCGAACCGCUCAACACUGCGAGGAACGCGGCGUUCCCGGUAAUGGAGGAGAGGUCGAAAUCGCGGCAGGAAAUCGCCGAGGAAAGGAAGGACAAAGACUCGCCGAGGUUGAACAACGAGACCGGUAGGAAAUCCCUGUUUUCUCGCGCUCGUGACUCCGCUGAAAGCACGGAAAACGCGUUAGGUCCUUUAAGAGAGAAGGCGGAAGGGAGCGGGGAGCAGACAGGAAAGGCGCAAAAGGAAUUCUCGGACAUCUUCGACGAGAUCGACCGGCAACUGCGUUCGAGGGAGUUCAAACUCAUCGAGCGGAGACCGACAAUCGUCGAAUCCGGCGGCGUCAGGGCGAAAGUUGCCGAAGAUGAAGCCGCUGUAUCGAGCAAAGUGGCCAAAGUGCUCGAUAUCUUGGUCGAAGCCGAGAAGGAUAGCAGGACAAAACCGGCGAUACAGACGGAAGGAUCGAUACGAAACAAGGAGGUGCCGCGUUUGAUUGAUUCGGACCAGAAGACGAAGUCUGGUAAGGCAAAAUCAACCGCUCUCAAUACCAUCGAGGACCCAAUUACCGCGGAUUUGAAGGAGAUGUUGAAGGAGAUGAAGCACUCGUUACCGAAGCGGCCGAAGCCGAAGAAGACUACGUCAAACGACGCCGAUCUUCUCGAAAAGGUUGAGAAGCGCUCGCCCGUACCUACGAACAAGACCUCCUACAUCGCCUCGGUCACGACGAGGACGGAAACGUCGGCAAACGAUUACGAGACAGAUAAGCAGAAGGUGUCCUCGUCGGCGCAAACCAGUGGAAACAUUCGUAGAUUAAAUCAGCCUUCUACUUCCGCCGAGCGACCGUCUACCUCGGGCUGGAGGCAGGAGAAUGUGCUUUACAGAACUUCUGGCAAGGGUUCGGCUCUCGUGAAGAAUACUUUCCAACUGAUACGACCGCGAGAUUUCGCCGAGAUAGGAGCUAUGAAGACUACGAAGGGAGUUUACAGGGAAAACACUUAUGCCAAUGUGAUAGAGCCUUCGCUGUACGCCAAUGCUCAUGUUCCACCCUCCUCGCCUAAACAACGAUCGGACCAGACGCGACCUAAGGAUAUUUUGCAAGACGGUUACAUCAAGAUGCCGGGGAAAACCGUAAACGAGCUCAAAAUUACGCCAAGCAAAGACGACUUUAUAGAAGAAGACGACAAUUCGACAGCGAAGAACAUGAAUACUCUAGCUAUAAAUCGAUUAUUAAGAAAGCUGGAAGGGGCCAUCGCAUCAGGCCAUCAUCAACAAGCGGCGGGAUUAGCGAAGGAAUUGGCGAGGCUCAAGAUCCAUUGUUCCGUGAUACGGCAGCGAUCGGCGGCGCAUUUGAAGGAUCAGUCGAUUAAAGUCAAUAUGUAUAUCGAAGACAAACUUGCUCACCAAGGACCCAUACCACUUCAGCUACCGACGAGAAUGACGGUAGCCGAGCUGAAGACAAAGAUACACACGGAGUUUGAGAUACCCACAAACGUGCAACGAUGGAUCAUCGGAAAAAACUUGGCUGAUCAUGACGAAGCUACUCUCGAUGAGCUGCACGCAGUGGACGGCUCACCAGUGUUUUUAUACCUCGUUGCACCCGAAAUGCAUAUCAACAAUGCAGCAGAAGCAGCAGAAGCGGAUAAGCCGCCACCUGCAGAAGACGAAGUUCCUGAGGAAACGCCGCAAAAUCCACCAGCGGAAGAUUUGCCGGUAAUAAAUGAAAGUCAAGAAAUCACGGAGAAAGAGGAAAUGAUAUUGUCAACUAAUGAACAUCAGCAAGAAACAGCGGAAACAGAUAUAUCGGAAAAUGUCAGGAUGGAACGAUACGAGGAACUGAUAUUACUAGAGAACUGGGACGUCAUCCCGAAUUCCGAGUCAAUUGAGUGCCCGAUAUGCUUCGUUACAUACGGUCCACGCGAGGGUGUAAUACUGAGGGACUGUUUACACAUGUUCUGCAGAUCAUGCAUCGCUAAUACGAUCGAAUACUGUGAAGAACCAGAAGUGAAAUGCCCAUACAGAGAUGCCGAGUAUACGUGUGAAUCGACACUUCAAGAACGCGAAAUCAAGGCACUUGUCGAGCCGAAAGUUUAUCAGCAGCACCUCGCGAAGUCAAUCGCACAAGCGGAGAACAACGCCGGAAAUAAAGCUUUCCAUUGCAAGACCCCAGACUGCCCCGGUUGGUGUAUUUACGAUGAUGACGUGAACAAUUUCCUGUGUCCCGUGUGCGAAGCCAAUAAUUGUCUUACCUGUCAGGUCGUUCAUACUGGAAAGAACUGCAAGCAGUAUCAGCAAUGGUUACAACUAUCAAAAGAAACCGACCAGGAGUCCAGGAGAACAGCAGCGAUGCUCAAGGAGAUGGUCGACAGAGGUGAGGCACUUGCGUGUCCCACGUGUGCCGUCGUUCUUAUGAAAAAGUGGGGUUGCGACUGGUUGGUUUGUUCUAUGUGCAAAACGGAGAUAUGCUGGGUCACCAGAGGACCUCGUUGGGGUCCAGGGGGUAAGGGAGAUACAUCCGGUGGCUGCAGAUGCGGGGAGAACGGAGUCAAGUGUCAUCCCAAUUGCAAUUACUGCCACUGAGGAAUUACAACUGCCGCGAUAACGCGGCCGACGCUUGCGGUGAUAAUAAAGUGUCCUAGAAAUGCUUUUAUACUAUUACGUGUGCGCUGCUAUAACGAUUUUACGAACCCGGUCGUGGCACGCAGAGAUGUUUUGUACGUGUCUAACGUAAGUUCGAACCGCGAUAAAUAAGUGCGCGAUGAAGGUUACGCUGCUUGCUCAACGAUUGAUGUUAUCGCGACACCGUCAUCUUAAUCGAAUUCGAAUGAGGUUGUUAAUAAAAAGAGGAAUACAUCUGA
Messenger RNA from Dinoponera quadriceps, 4966 nucleotides. RefSeq lists its product as uncharacterized. The transcript has 9 exons. Bases 393 to 4688 code for a protein of 1431 amino acids. Gene Ontology annotation, cellular component: LUBAC complex. NCBI's taxonomy places the organism in Eukaryota, Metazoa, Arthropoda, Insecta, Hymenoptera, Formicidae. Gene Ontology annotation, molecular function: ubiquitin binding; ubiquitin-protein transferase activity. Gene Ontology annotation, biological process: protein linear polyubiquitination; proteasome-mediated ubiquitin-dependent protein catabolic process. The record is from RefSeq and is a predicted model, not a curated record.